Molecule: messenger RNA, 6579 nt
Organism: Siniperca chuatsi (mandarin fish)
Lineage: Eukaryota; Metazoa; Chordata; Actinopteri; Centrarchiformes; Sinipercidae
Gene: ogdhl
Product: oxoglutarate dehydrogenase L
Exons: 22
Coding region: 1669-4719 (1016 amino acids)
Biological process (GO): tricarboxylic acid cycle
Cellular component (GO): oxoglutarate dehydrogenase complex; mitochondrion
Molecular function (GO): oxoglutarate dehydrogenase (succinyl-transferring) activity; thiamine pyrophosphate binding
Source: RefSeq, a predicted model, not a curated record
UUUCAGGUAACACAGAGCGUAGUUGUGUGUUGUUUUUGAGUUAAAGCAUAGUGAAUAUAUUCUUGGCAUGGGUGAAAACAUUUUCUUUUAGUGUUUGAUUACAGUAUGCUGUGGGUCAUGUGAAUAAAUAUUUUAAUGGUUAAAUUAGACAUUUUGGUGUUAAAAUGGUGGUUUGAACAAAGAUCACCAGUUUAAAAAAAAACACACACAUAAUGAUGCUCUGAUAUUUAGACCUACACUGUUCUGUCUGGUAGAUCCUCUUGCAACUCGUGCCCACUCCAUUUUCCCCUUUUCAUUUCGUUUUGUCAUGACUGAUAGUGCUGUUCCUUCUGUGCCAGCAAGUAUGAAUGAUGAAAAUCUGGAUAAGGGAAAGGUUGGGGGGAGGGCCAAUUAUCUUAUUGUUUAACCCACUCAUGGUAGAAGCCCAUCAAUCUGAAACCACUUGCUCAAAUGACUCAUGUUCAGCCUUUAUAAAAGUUUAAUUGGCUUAUAUAAUUAACACUGAGGGGAAAGACAUAUGUGUGAUGUAAUUUAGAGGGGAAAAAAUGACCUGUCUGGAUGAAAAGUGUGUGCAGGGGUAAGUAUUCUGAUUAUAAAAUCGAUUGCUGUUAUAAACAAAACACCACAAUCACAAUAUUAAAUUGAUUUCUGAUCUUUUUAUAAAUUGUAUUAUUUAAGAAUAGUUCUUAAAUAUAAUUAAGUUUGAUGAUUGUUUUCCUUUCUCUGUCUUCCUGAGCUGUCUGUUUGGCUGUUACCUAGGCACCACCGGCACCCUUGGGUGCUGCUCGCUGUGCAGGAGAAGGGAAGGGAGGGGGGGGCGUGUCAAGCCACACGGAUCUGUGUCACCUUCACUGAUACCUGUCCUACACCUUUCGGCGAUGACAAUAGAGUCAAAGAGCGGUGCAGUCUAAGGUAAAUGUAAUUUCUAGAAAUAUAGCGUAGGUGACGCUUUAAAGCACUGUCCUAUUUCCCGUGAUACCGCGCUUUUCCGAUGGCGUAGCUGAGGGGAGAUUAUGAGGAUUUAUGGUGACGUUGAGAGAUUAGUGGUCCAGGCAAAGCGUAGCAGACCCAGAAUGAAAUCGGCGAUGUUUUGACACCUAUGUCGGCACUGUAGCCUAAAGGCGCAUGUAAAGCGUCCUGCAGGAAAAGGUGAGGAAGCUGUAGCAGCGGGUAGAUACUGCAGUAGUAGGCUACACCGUCAUACUUGGCUGUUCGCGGUUACACGCUUUUUGCAGCUGGAGAGACUUUGCGCAGAAGCACGCACAGGCCGUUACGUGCCAGUAGCCUACUCUUGCUGAUAUCUUACAUUAAGUAGGCUACAUGCUGCUUCGAUCAGUGGAAUUCCCAUCGAAAAUAUACGAUGAAAGGUCAUUUCGCCCAUAACGAGCCCGUGUGCAAUUAUAGACUAGUCCCCGUUAAGUGCAAUAUGCGCUCUGUGCAAAACCUACAAUCAGUUUAAGCAGCUGGAAUGUUGUUUGAUGUGUGACAUUCAGAAAAUCCUCAUUCAGAGGAUGUUUUGUAAUAAAACUGCGACGUCAAACCCAGUCAUGCACACUUUUUUCUGCAAAAAAUGAUUGUCAAUCAAACAACCGAGAUGCCUGUAUUUGAAGGCCUAAUUGUUCACUCUCUCUAACCCCCAACUUUCUCUUUCACUUUGUCUCUCUAGCCAUGAGUCAGUUUCGGGCGUUGGCGGGUGUGGUGAGGGGCGGGUGUGUUGGGGGGAGUCAGUGGCUGCGAGGGUGGGGAGGGGGCCCGACCAGGCGCUGGGUUGAUCCCAGGAGAGGCUGCUCCUCCGGGUCUGCGCCUGUCCUCUCAGCGGUGGUCAGUAGCUCCAGCUAUGUGGAGGAGAUGUACUUUGCCUGGCUGGAGGAUCAUAAAAACGUCCACGAGUCUUGGGACGCAUUCUUCCGUAACAUCCAGGCCACCAGUCUGUCUGGCGAGGCGGGUGAGAGACGCCCCUCUGCUCUGCUUCAGGGCCGAGUGCUGUCCCACUCACCAGACAUGGCACAGAAAGUGGUGGAGGACCACCUGGCUGUGCACACUCUCAUUAGAGCCUACCAGAUUCGUGGUCACCAUGUUGCCCAGUUAGACCCUCUGGGAAUCCUGGAGGCUGACCUGGACUCUUUUGUUCCUUCUGACCUGAUCACCACCAUUGAUAAAUUAGGUUUCUAUGGUCUUGAUGAGUCUGACUUGGAUAGGAGCUUUCAACUGCCUCCCACCACCUUCAUCGGAGGAGAAAACACUACUCUUCCUCUUCGAGAAAUCAUAUGCAGACUAGAGACAUCCUACUGUGGUCACAUAGGGGUCGAGUUUAUGUUCAUUAACAACAUGGACCAGUGUCAGUGGAUUCGUCAGAAAUUUGAGACUCCGGGAAUCAUGCAGUCCACUAAUGCUGACAAGAGAACUUUGCUUGCCCGCCUGAUCAGAUCCACACGGUUUGAGGACUUCCUGGCCAGAAAGUGGUCAUCAGAGAAACGUUUUGGUCUGGAGGGCUGUGAAGUUCUAAUCCCUGCUCUUAAAACCAUUAUUGACAAGUCGAGCACUGCAGGCGUCGACAGUGUGAUCAUGGGAAUGCCUCAUCGGGGCCGACUGAAUGUCUUGGCCAAUGUGAUCCGUAAGGAGCUGGAUCAGAUCUUCUGUCAGUUUGACCCCAAGUUAGAGGCCGCUGAUGAGGGGUCUGGCGAUGUCAAAUACCACCUUGGGAUGUACCACGAGAGGAUCAACCGUGAGACAGACAAGAACAUCACGCUGUCACUCAUGGCAAACCCCUCCCACCUGGAGGCAGUGGAUCCAGUGGUUCAGGGCAAGGCCAAAGCUGAACAGUUCUACAGAGGAGACACUCAGGGAAAUAAGGUGAUGUCCAUCUUGAUACAUGGUGAUGCUGCUUUUGCUGGACAAGGUGUUGUGUAUGAGACUUUCCACCUAAGUGAGCUCCCUUCCUACACCACACAUGGUACAAUCCAUGUGGUGGUCAACAACCAGAUUGGCUUCACUACAGACCCUCGAGUGGCCCGCUCCUCCCCCUACCCCACUGAUGUGGCUCGGGUUGUCAAUGCACCCAUCUUCCAUGUGAAUGCCGAUGACCCAGAGGCUGUCAUGUACGUGUGCCGGGUGGCUGCAGAGUGGAGAUCCACCUUCAACAAGGAUGUCGUCAUUGACCUGGUUUCUUACAGGCGGUUUGGCCACAAUGAGAUGGAUGAGCCCAUGUUCACUCAGCCGCUGAUGUACAAACAGAUCCGUCGGCAGGAGCAUGUGCUGAAAAAGUACUCUGACAAGCUCAUUGCUGAGGGAGUGGUGACGCUGCAGGAAUUUGAGGAAGAAGUUGCCAAAUAUGACAAGAUAUGUGAGGAGGCAUACACCAGCUCCAAGGAUGAAAAGAUUUUACACAUUCGACACUGGCUCGACUCCCCCUGGCCAGAUUUCUUCACAGCAGAGGGAGAGCCCAAGAGCAUGAGCUGUGUCCCCACAGGACUGGAUGAGGAGGUUUUGCAGCACAUUGGCCAGACAGCCAGCUCAGUGCCUCUGGAAGAUUUUAAGAUCCAUCCUGGUGUGUCUCGUAUCCUGCGUGGUCGGGCUGACCUGGUGAAGAAUCGGCAGAUGGACUGGGCUCUAGGAGAGUACAUGGCUUUUGGUUCCCUUCUAAAAGAUGGCAUCCAUGUACGACUCAGCGGGCAGGAUGUAGAGCGGGGCACCUUUAGUCACCGUCAUCAUGUUCUGCACGACCAAGAGGUGGACAAACGUAUCUGUGUUCCCAUGAACCACCUGUGGGCUAACCAGGCUCUGUAUACUGUCUGCAACAGCUCCUUAUCAGAGUAUGGAGUGCUAGGUUUUGAGCUUGGCUUUGCCAUGGCCAGUCCGAAUGCUCUGAUCCUCUGGGAGGCCCAGUUCGGAGACUUCCACAACACAGCCCAGUGUAUCAUUGAUCAGUUCAUCAGCCCGGGCCAGGCCAAGUGGGUCCGCAACAAUGGUAUUGUCCUACUGCUGCCACAUGGGAUGGAAGGAAUGGGCCCAGAACAUUCAUCAGCUCGACCUGAACGCUUUCUGCAAAUGAGCAAAGAUGAUCCCGAUCACUUCCCUGAGUUCAAUGGAGAUUUUGAAGUCCAGCAGCUGUACGACUGUAACUGGAUUGUGGUCAACUGCUCCACGCCUGCUAACUACUGUCAUGUGAUCAGACGGCAGAUUUUGCUGCCAUUCAGAAAACCGCUGAUCAUUUUCACUCCAAAGUCUCUGCUGAGGCAUCCGGAUGCAAGGUCCAGUUUUGAUGACCUCGCCAAAGGCACUAAAUUCAAGAGGUUGAUUCCAGACGAGAGCCCUGCGAGUCAAAACCCAGCCCAAGUGAAGAGGGUGAUCUUCUGCACUGGCAAAGUCUACUAUGAACUGGUUAAAGAGAGGAAACAGCAAAAAUUGGAGACAGACAUCGCCAUCAUCAGACUUGAACAGAUCUCUCCAUUCCCGUUUGACCUGGUCAGAGCAGAGGUAGAGAAGUAUGCCAACGCUGAGCUGGUCUGGUGUCAGGAGGAGCACAAGAACAUGGGCUACUAUGAUUACGUCCGGCCACGUUUCCUCACUGUGGUGGCCAACAAGAAACCCAUUUGGUAUGUGGGACGGGACCCUGCAGCUGCUCCUGCGACAGGGAACAAGUCCACCCACCUGAAUGAGCUGAAGAGGUUUAUGGACACAGCUUUCAACCUGAUCGCCUUCCAGGGGAAGGACUUGUAAUUGAGAACUGGAACACGAACCAGGCAGGAGGUGCAGUUUCAUCUCCAACCACCAUGGUCUAUUUAUUAAGUCUUGAUGUGGCAAAUUGGCACAUUUUAAACCUCUUUUAGCUUUGUGACAAUCUGGAGCAUAGCCUAGUGUUUUUAGUAAACAUCAUUACAACCUUUGAUAAUCAUAUCUGAAAGAUGAGUCUGCAACGCUAACUGACUUAUGCCUGGAUCAGACUGCGCAACAUUUGAUGUCUUUUGUGAUGGUCUCUAUGUCAGAGUAAGUGACUUGGAGCCAUGCCAAAUAGAUGUUGAAUCCCGACCAAUCAUAGCUUGCAGUCUUUCACAACCUGCAACAACUUUGAUGUCAGAAGCAUCAUAAAGCACAACUAGGCAAGAGAAAGCUAAACAAAUUUAGACGUACUAGUCUUUCCAGGGCCUCGUGUCCUAAAGGCAGAAUCACUUGUCUUUUACUGUGACACAUUACGACGAUAAAUUGUUGUGCAUUGUUGUUCCCUGGCCAUGCCUUAUGUCAAGUGAAAUCAAAUAAUUUUUAUUUAUAUAGCUGCAAAUCCCCCUCUAUCACCCUUUAUCCUGAUACCCUUGAUUUGGAUGAGAAAAACCUCCCCAAAAACACCUUGUCUGUGGCAUCAGGCCAUUUUCGGGCCAGCAUCAUGUAGCCCUACUAGACACAUAUAUUUUUAGCCUCUAAAUGGUGCUUCAGCUCCAACACCUUUAUUUCAAAAUAAAAAAGAUUAUACAAACAUUAAAUAUAAUCACUCAGUCACAGAAUUGUCACCUAGUUGAGGGGUGAAGUAGCAAUAGUACACUCUUUGUACCCUUAAUAACAUUCACACACCAAAAUUCUGAUUUGUGACAAUCACUGUUAUUGGAGUAGCUUUAGUACUGUAGAUACCUCCAUUGCUGCCAUGCUGAAUACUAGUAUAUGUUAGUAGUAUUUGUUUGUAUUUGCAUUAAUUUUUAUAGAUUUAAAGAUGAAUAGCAGAAAUUAUCAGACGCACAUAAAACACCAUCUGGUGUACGUAUGAAUGCGAAUCACAUAUCACAGGUAUGAAGACUGUUCUGAAAUUUAACACAGCAGUAGGUUUAGUGCCUGUAUUUGCUUUGGCUACCUUUGCUGUUAGUGAGGAGUCUGUAUUUAUUGUCACACCUCACUUCACCAGGAGACAUGAGCCAGCUGGCACAGAGACUUGCAGCCAUGUUUUCUACUUAGGACAUAAGGCUCAGAUUCCUCUUCGGAGUCUGAGGGAUGCACACACACAUAAACACAGCAAAGCUUUGGAUGCUUUGAGAGCAAUAUUGACGCUUAGUUGUCACAUUAAAAUCUCCAGGUAUUUAACAAUAUUGAUAUUAGCUAACACUGUGCUUAGAAAUGCUCCAUAAAAUGAUGCUCCCUGUUAAGCUAUACACGUCCAGCUGGGAGAUAUAACCAUAAGCCAUGCACAAACUUUUACAUAUUUAAUUAUUUAAAAAAUAAAAAAAGGUCUACUUGUGUUAUUAUUACAUAUUAGUGUGGCAUUGAAACAUGCACAACUUAUACUGGGAAUAAUAAAAUAUAUUUAAAUUUAAUAACAUGCUUUCAUCAUGAUGUUUGGUUGUACAUGAAAAUUGAAGACAUAGAAAGAUAGUGCUGUGUGAUUGACAUUACAGUCAGUUUGCUAACUUUAUGACUCUUUUCUAGUUGUAUACUGUUAUACUGUGCUGCUGCUUUCAUUUACCGUUAUUCCAUACUUGUCACUUGUGGCCACAGUGGCCGUUGUUGCAAUAAUGUACUGUCCAUGGAGUUAAACCCAUCACCAGCAGCACACCUGUGAAUUCAUGCACCGAUACAAAUAAAAAUACAAUAAGUAUA